Messenger RNA from Lycium ferocissimum, 1866 nucleotides. RefSeq lists its product as uncharacterized. Lineage: Eukaryota; Viridiplantae; Streptophyta; Magnoliopsida; Solanales; Solanaceae. The transcript has 6 exons. The record is from RefSeq and is a predicted model, not a curated record. The coding region runs from base 219 to 1670 and encodes 483 amino acids.
ACCCCCUACUCUUAAACCCCCCCCCCCCAAGCCCGACCUGACCCAAAUGAAAGUAAUAAGUGCUGAGUCUGUUGAAAACUUUGGAAUUAAACUGUUGAUUUGAUAAUCACAGCUGUAAGGAUCUUGGGAAAUUCUUAUAAUUCUUCAACAGUGUAUGUUGUUUGCACAGAUUUUCUUUCAUUGUGCUGAGAAUGAGUUGAAUAAUAAGAUAUUGCAAAAUGGGACCUGAAUUAGAGAACAAGCAAAACACAAACAUGAUUUUUGAGGGUUCGGCAAAGAAGCAGAAGGGAAGUGAUUCUAAAGAACUUGAAGCUAGUUAUGUAAAUUGUGCUAGCAACUUUCAGGACUAUACCUCUUUGGUUGAACAAGUAAAGGAAGUCCAUGUCACUGAGGACAAUGAAAUUGAUAUAACAGGAUGUACAGAUCCUGCUGAUAAUGUGCCGGUGCAAUCAGAUAAGGAAGAAUUGACGGAGAGUUCAAGUUCUUUUGAGAGUAUUAUUUCUGAAGCAGAGAAUUGCACGACUAUGGAUGGCACCGAGUGUACAUCAGAAUACAAUGGUGAUGCUACAUCAGAACUAGCAUUCACUGGAUUUGGUGACAUAUUUAGGAUGAUGAGAAAAAAGGUGACCCCUCAUUGGAGAGACUUUAUACAACCUCUGAGGCAGCGAUGCAAGUUGAUUGAGUUGAAACUCCAUAUGCUUCAGUCUCAAACUCGGAAAUAUGAGAAACAAUUGCGGGACAACAACCACCAGAUGAAGCUUCAAAUGGGAAGUGUUCGAUUGGAAGAUUUAGGUUCAAAGUCAAUUCCAUUUUCUUGUAAUAGUUUAAGAGAUAAGAUUGUGAAGAGAAAGAAGAGAAGAAGAACUGAAGACACAUUGGAUAUAGCAGCUUAUAUGUCUCAUCAUCCCUUGUUUUCUUUUUUUGAAAAAAGGUCAAGUGCCGAUGGUUCUUUUCUGGAUAAUGAGUUGGACAAAAUAGCCAUCUGCUCUGACAAGAUCAAUGAUGAGUUUGGGAUUCAAGAUGACUUGCACCAACAGCCUGCUGAUGGUGAUACUUCCCUAGAGAAAAUACUUCACAAUAUUGAGGUUCUUCAGUCACAAGUUAUCCAGCUUAAAACUAGACUUGACAAGGUAACAAGUGAGAACGUUGGGUUGUUCUCAAGCACUGAUGACUUGAAAUCGCUUCUACCAUCUAAUGCUUUGACCAGCUCUGCUCGAGGCUCUGAGUUUCUUCAGGAGAACCGGGUCAAAAUGCCAGUAGGAUCGCAUGAUGUUGUAUCGCAGCUGAUAUCUGAGUAUAAUAUGGUUAUGCCUGACAGUGCAGCUUCACGCCAUGGAAAAGCAGUGAAUGUCUCUGAUGUGAUUGAAAGCACAGACCGUUCCUUACUUUUGGAUACUAACACCAAUCCUGAAGAUGGCGUUCUAAUCUACAAUCAAAGAAUGAAGGAAGAGAUGAGUAAUUUUGAGGAACUCAAGAUUCAUCCUGUGGAAAAGCCUCCGGUUUUAGAGCAUGUCCAGAAGGUUACCAUCCCAGCUAGUGUUCCAGAACCAGAUCCAGAUCUUCCCCUGGAUGAUCAACCGGCUCCAAAAAUUCGCUCUAUUUCCAAGAUUACUGCUCCUAAGAGCAAGAAGAGGAAGGCUCGACGGAGAGCUGGUAAACGGAAUUACUGAUCUUCAGCUUAAGCUUUUGUGAUUGCACAGUAUAUAUCUGAUUCAAUGAUCUAGUAGAAGUUGAUUUCAAUUCCCUACUUUUCUUGGAGUUAUUACCAACAUGUAAAUGCGACUCAAAUCUGUUGGAACUCAACUACUCCUGCAAAUGCACCAAAUGACAACUAUUCCUCAAUCUCAAUUCUGUUAAUAUUUUUUU